AUCGCUCAACGACCGAUUGCGGACGAGAAGACGCUCGAAUCUUUCCUGCAUAAUAGCGUGGAGGAUCCUGUGAGAGCCAUCAUACAAGAGCUCAAACAGGAGGAAGAGGUCAGGAGGUCGUUCCAGAUUGGAGAUGGUGUCAUCUUUGAGAACCACCCGCAUGCGCUCAGCGACGUUGCGGAGGAAGCCAUCGAGAGGGAGACGCUAUCAAUACUACCGCGGACGCCGGACCAUCGAAGAGAUCUCAAGCAGCUGCGACCGGAUCAGAUCUGCGUCUAUCGAUCCGACAAUACUGCGUCUUCCCGGCGCACCAUGCUUUACGUUUCCGAGUAUAAGCCGCCGCACAAGUUGAGCGCUCAGCAUCUGCGUGCCGGUCUGCGCAUCAUGGACAUACACGAGGAAGUGGUGAACCGCAGGACAAUUCCGACUUCGGUGGACCCUGAUGCACGCUUUCAGUACCACGCAGAAAAGCUGACGGCAUCUGCCGUGACGCAGACCUAUCAUUACAUGAUCGAAAGUGGCCUUGAAUAUGGCCUGCUGACUACUGGCGAAGCUAUUGUGUUUCUCAAAGUGGAUUGAAAUGACCCCGAGACCCUGUACUAUCACCUAGCCGAGCCUGGUCCGGAGGUGACAGCCCAUCCAAACCGAAGGAGUGCCACCCAAUCACGGCCGGUUUCAAGGCAGUUCAAACAUACGUUUCUGCGGAACCCAUUCUAU
This is a messenger RNA of Fusarium redolens, 717 nucleotides long. RefSeq lists its product as uncharacterized. NCBI's taxonomy places the organism in Eukaryota, Fungi, Ascomycota, Sordariomycetes, Hypocreales, Nectriaceae. The transcript has a single exon. The annotation marks the transcript as partial. The record is from RefSeq and is a predicted model, not a curated record.